CACAUGACCGUUCCCCAUCGCUGCUUCUCUCAUUUCUACAUGGUCGGAUUCGCCUUCAACCUUGCACUCCUCAUUCUCGCCCUCUCUGCUCCCUCGGAUGUAACCGCAUUCCUCAACACUGAACUUCGUAUAAGCUUCAGUGCUCUCAGCAGCAGCAGCGGUAACAGCAGCUAUAACAGCAGCAGCGAAAGCAUCGCUACAAGCACACCUGGCACCACCACCACACCCACCAGCAGCGUUCAAGCAUUGCAGCUUCUGCUGCACCGAGCACCUGUUCACUCGCUCCUCUUCCAUCUGCAUCUCGCCAGACGGCUAUGGGAGUCUACAACCCUCUCUGUCUCCCCAACAUCGUCUCACAUGCACGUCUCAGCCUACCUCCUCGGCCUCUGCUACUACAUAGCUGCUCCGCUCUCCUUCUUCCUUGCUGGCCAUCCAGUCACACCUUCUGAACCGUUCUCCACCACUGGUGCUGAUGUCAUAAGCAUAGCAUGCCAUAUUGUUGGAGCAGCAGUGUUCGCGUGGGGCAACCUGCACCAGCACCGCUGCCAUGCGAUUCUGACCAGUUUGAGGCAAGGGGGUAAGAAGGGCUACUUCAUCCCUCAAGGGGACUGGUUCACUCACGUCUCAUGCCCACACUACUUAGCAGAGAUUGUGAUAUACUUGGGUUUACUCCUAUCACUUGGAUCCAGGAUACUUGACUCAACAUUGCUGCUCAUGUUUGCGUGGGUG
This is a messenger RNA of Closterium sp. Naga37s-1, 729 nucleotides long. Lineage: Eukaryota; Viridiplantae; Streptophyta; Zygnematophyceae; Desmidiales; Closteriaceae. The record is from the annotation of a GenBank genome assembly.